Messenger RNA from Heterocephalus glaber (naked mole-rat), 2262 nucleotides. RefSeq lists its product as uncharacterized. Gene Ontology annotation, molecular function: RNA polymerase II cis-regulatory region sequence-specific DNA binding; DNA-binding transcription factor activity, RNA polymerase II-specific. Gene Ontology annotation, biological process: regulation of transcription by RNA polymerase II. The record is from RefSeq and is a predicted model, not a curated record. NCBI's taxonomy places the organism in Eukaryota, Metazoa, Chordata, Mammalia, Rodentia, Bathyergidae.
GACCAGCUCUGAAAAGCAUGGGGUACACUGCUGAAGUGCUAUUACGGACAUCACGGGGAAGAGCCUGGUCCAGAAGUCCCUGGGUAACAACCUUUCAUCUGGGCUCCCUCAGGCAGGCAGGGGUUUGUUUCUCUUCUCACUCUUGGCUCAGCCGAAAGGAAGUGGAGCAGGAGCCAAUCAGCGAUGAAGGGGCGGCUGCACGAACCGUCCAAUCAGGUGGGCCGAGAUAGCAGGGCUCUUCCGGUGUCAUGGCGCCAAACUGAUGCGAGUCUCCCAGCUGGCCAGGCCGCUUUCUUCGGGGACUUCUGCCGGCGGCGGGCUGCGCGGAAGGACCCUGGGCGACCCUCACGCCACGCAAUGGAGGCAGUGACCUUUGAGGAUGUGACCGUGACCUUCACCAUGGAGGAGUGGGCUUUGCUAAACGCAUCCCAAAAGCAGCUGUACAGAGAUGUGAUGCGGGAAACCUUUAGGAACAUGGCUGCUAUAGGAGGAAACUGGGAGAACCAACAAAAUGAAGAAGAGUACAAAAAUUUAUGGAGAAAUCUAAGAAAUGAAGAGGUAGAGAAAAGCUGUCGAUACAAAGCUUGGAGCCAACAUGAUGAAUACAAGAAAGUAUUCAGAACACACAGUCAUCAGACACAUAGAAGAAGUCACACCGAGAAGAAGACCUUUGUAUGUAAGCAUUGUGAGAAAAUUUUCCGUACACACAGUCUUUGUCAAAUACAUGAAAGAAGGCACACUGGGGGUAAACCCUAUGUAUGUAAGCAAUGUGGGAAAGCUUUAGCCACACAAGGUCACUGUCAAAGACAUGAAAGAGCUCACACUGGGGAUAGGAGACUUUUUGUAUGUAAGCAAUGUGGGGCAGCUUUUAGUGCACACAGUCUUUACCAAAGACAUGAAAGAAUUCAUACUAGGGAGAAACCCUAUGCAUGUGAGCAAUGUGGGAAAGCCUUUACUGCUAGAGGUUCAUUGAGUAGACAUAAAAGAAUUCACACAGGGGUGAAACCCUAUGCAUGUGAGCAAUGUGGGAAAGCAUUCAGUACACAAAGUUAUUGUCAAAUACAUAAAAGAAUUCAUAAAGGGGAAAAACCUUAUGUAUGUAAGCAAUGUGGAAGAGCUUUUAUUACUAGCAGUUCCUUGUAUAGACAUGAAAGAAGUCACACUGGGGAGAAACCCUUUGUAUGUAAGCAGUGUGGGAAAGCAUUCAGUAGACAAAGUCAUUGUCAAACCCAUGAAGAAGGUCACAAAGGGGAAAAGCCUUAUGUAUGUAAAAAAUGUGGGAAAGCAUUCAGUACAAACAAGUAUUGUCAAAUACAUGAAAGAAAUCAUACUGGGGAAAAACCCUAUAUAUGUAAACAGUGUGGGAAGGCUUUCAGUACAAACAAGUAUCGUCAAAUACAUGAAAGGACUCACACUGGGGAAAAACCCUAUACAUGUAAACAAUGUGGGAAAGCAUUCAGUACAAGCAAGUAUUGUAAAACACAUGAAAGAACUCACACCGGGAGAAAACUAUGUGUAUAAGUAAUGUGGAAAAUCAUUCAGAACCCAAAAAUAUUUUUGAAAACAUGAAACAAGUCACGCUGUGGAGAAGCCAUAUGUAUGUAAGCAUAUUUUGCAAAUCCUGUGAAAGUGUCUCAUGUAUUGUUGCCUGUAGAAACAAAGUAAUAUGAAAAGCUUGAUGUCAAAUAUUUGUGUAGAGUGCCCCAGAAAAUACACACCAGAAAGAGAUAUUCUAUAGUGCUUUUCAGUAACUCACUUGCUAUGUAAAUCUCUGAAUUAUGUAUCUGUAGAGUUUUUGUUAAAAAUAAAUAUGGAGGGCUGGGGAUUUAGCUCAGUGGUUCCUGUGCCUGCUGUGCAGGCACAAGGUCCUGAGUUCGAUCCCCAGUACCAAAAAAAAAGAAAAUGAAUAUGGAGCUGAUAUGCUGCUGUAAGCAAUACUCUCAGAGCUUGAUAUGUAGUUCCUUUUAAUCAAAUUAUAUAAUCACUUUUUUCUUCUUUAUUUUAGGGUAUAUUCAACCCAUAGAUGAAAUGUAUUAUUUACUGGCCAGUAGGUUUAGUAUUUAUAUAGUUUUUGUUGGAGGGUUUUUGUGUGUUUAUUUUACAAAUUGGGAGGUAAUGACAACUAAAAUUUUUUCCGAUAAUUAUUCAUGUUUUUCCACUAGCUUAUAUUUAAAUUCUAGAUGCAUAUACUCCAUCAUCUGUAUAACAAAAAAUAUUACUGAAUUGAAUGCUGUAUUUUAUAUUAAAAUAUAUGUUUUUAGA